AGGGAAGCGAGCCAAACAGUACCGGUUUGACGCUAAUGCUAAUGGCCGCAGAAGGGUGAAGCAGCACUCCGACGAUGGCAGGGGUGUUUGAGGUGGAGGUUGAUGGCGUGGAGCACGACCACGGACAUGGGCACCACGAUGAACCGCACCAGAUUGACUUGUCCAAGCUCUCACCAGAAGAAAAGUGGAGGGUGGAGCAUGCAAGAAUGCACGCCAAACACAAAGGCCAUGAGGCCAUGCAUGCAGAGAUGGUGCUCAUCCUCAUUGUCACCCUGGUCGUCGCCCAGCUAGUCCUUGUGCAGUGGAAACAGAGACAUACAAAGUCAUACAAUCUGGUGACUCUGUUCCAGAUGUGGGUAGUUCCUCUCUACUUUACUACCAAACUCCACUGGUGGAGGUUCCUGACCACCUGGUUUAUCUUCUCUGUCAUCACAGCCUACAUUUCCUACCGUGCCACUCGCAAGCCACUGGCCUGCACCACACCGAGGUUGGUGUAUAAGUGGUUUCUCCUUCUCUACAAAAUCAGCUAUGCUACAGGAAUAGUUGGUUACAGUGUCAUCAUGUUUACACUUUUUGGUAUCAACCUAAUUUUCAGGAUAAAGCCAGAGGAUGCCAUGGACUUUGGUGUUUCUUUACUAUUCUACGGUCUGUACUACGGGGUCCUGGGGAGGGACUUUGCAGAAAUGUGUGCAGACUUCAUGGCCUCAACCGUUGGGUAUUACAGCGCAUCCGGCAUGCCAACCAAGCACCUCUCUGACAAUAUCUGUGCUGUGUGCGGUCAGCCCAUCCUCGUAGACGUCAGUGAGGAAGGGAUUAUUGAGAACACAUACAGAUUAUCCUGCAACCAUGUGUUCCAUGAGUUCUGCAUAAGAGGAUGGUGUAUCGUCGGAAAGAAGCAGAUGUGCCCUUACUGCAAGGAGAAGGUGGAUCUGAAGAGGAUGUUCAGUAACCCGUGGGAGAGGCCACAUGUCAUGUAUGGACAACUUUUGGACUGGCUUCGGUACUUGGUGGCCUGGCAGCCUGUUAUUAUAGGAUUUGUGCAAGGUAUCAACUAUGUCCUGGGUCUGGAGUGACCUGUGACUGUCAGAAAAGGACAUACACGCAACACAUAGAAGAUGUGCACUGGCUCGAAAAGACUGUGGGCCUAACAUUGAACUAAAAACAACAAUAAAAAGUGUCUAUACUUUUUUUGUAUGUAUUUAUAGGCACAUUGUCUGCGUUUACGGAUUAUUUGAAUUUUAUUAGCAAUUUGAAAUUUGAUGUCUGUGUCUCCCAAGAUUUGCUUUACACCAGCGUUACACCUUAAUAAUUGGUUUGUGCAUAUUACAGUCUAGUAAAGCGGUUUUUCGAAAUCAUUAGAGAGGUUUUUAAUCUGUCUUAAGUGUGUGUUAAUAGUUAAAGGAUCAUGCUGGUUUUUUUCUUCCUCAUGUUGAUCACAUGAGAAAUAAAUACUUUACCGAAAUAGUUUAAA
Messenger RNA from Paralichthys olivaceus (Japanese flounder), 1471 nucleotides. RefSeq names its product ring finger protein 121 (gene rnf121). Gene Ontology annotation, molecular function: ubiquitin protein ligase activity; metal ion binding. Gene Ontology annotation, cellular component: endoplasmic reticulum membrane; Golgi membrane. NCBI's taxonomy places the organism in Eukaryota, Metazoa, Chordata, Actinopteri, Pleuronectiformes, Paralichthyidae. The record is from RefSeq and is a predicted model, not a curated record.